Messenger RNA from Gadus chalcogrammus (walleye pollock), 1160 nucleotides. RefSeq lists its product as uncharacterized. The record is from RefSeq and is a predicted model, not a curated record. The coding region runs from base 117 to 1160 and encodes 347 amino acids. Lineage: Eukaryota; Metazoa; Chordata; Actinopteri; Gadiformes; Gadidae. The transcript has 15 exons.
AAGACAAAUGAAAAAGACUUAAACCACACAUUAAGGACAAGAAGGGGACAGUCUGUACAUCUGUCUUGGAAAAACGAAAGAAAGGAAAACAUAAUUGUUUUAGGACUGGUAGGAUAAUGAGCCUUCAUCACACGUCAACCGUGUUCCACGGUAUUCCUCCUAUACCCGAUCAGGCGACAGUGGUGAAAACAGGAUACCUCCUCAAGUCCCCCCCGUACUCCCUGUUGAGAAGAGAGACUUUCUGGAGAAGGCGUUUUUUUGUUCUGUACAAAUCAAAUGAACAAGACUACCGGCUCAAGUACUUCAACAGCGAGGAUCAGAAGGACAGGGCCCUGGGGGAAAUAGACCUGAAACAGUUAAGAGCGAUGCUAGUAAGCCCGGGCGGCCACCCCAGUUGGAGUUGGGUCCAGAAAAACGUCAACUGUAAUCCGUCCUGCGUUCUCUACAUCAACACUUCUGCCAGGGAAUACUUUCUGGUUGGCGCCAACAGCUCGGAUGUGAAUGACUGGCUCAUUGCUUUAUCCAAUCCCGGUUUUGCAGAGCAAAGUCUAUGUGAAGUUGUGGAUUUCAACACUGAAACUUUGAUGAAAAGCUCAUGGAAACUUCAGUCUGUGUCCGAGCCAGCAGCAUAUAAAGACGCCUCGUGGAUGGGUCAACUGCCACGACAAAGCUCGGAGCCUGUGGAUCCCAUCUAUGACUACCCCAAAGCCUACCGUGAUAAACAACUGGUUAAGGAGCCCUUGUACGUGGCCAUGGACGAAGUUGACGACAGACUCACAGGGUCCGUCCCUCAGGCCUGGGAUAAGCUCGGUACGAUAACACGCCAACACUUUUCUAAGGCUGUAUCGAUGGAAGCCCCAGAUAACAGCCUCUUAAAUCCCGAUCAAAGGGAUGUUGUAGUCCUGCAGGCUGACCUUAAGGAACAUCUCUCCCUGUCCGAGGUGGAUGGAAGACUCAGUGUGUCGGGGUGGACGGGCCAGCCGCUGGGUCUGUUCCGGGAGGGAGACCAGUUCCUAGCUCUGAACGACCUGCUCACCUGCAGCAUGGUGGAGUUUCAUGCCUACCUCAGCAGAUCCCUAAAAAAACAGGUCAAAGUGACCAUCUUGCGUCACCUGAAAGUCCCCAUCCACCGUCGCCACAGUUUACCUCACACUCUGUGA